AUGGCAUCGUCCCCGUUGUUCCAGGCCCUACGCUUAGCCUACAACGAGGACGUUCCAGAUGGAUACUGGGGCGAGAAGACGUCUACGCUGAACUUUUGCGAAGAGGACUAUGCAGUUUCGUACUACUGCGCAGAGGUCUGUAAUACGUUUACGAAUCUCCUGUUCCUCUGGCUCGGCUUCAAAGGCGUGCACAAUUGCGCCUCUGAGAAACACCCGCGCAUAUUCCUCAUCGCCUAUCUGGGCUAUGUUGUUGUCGGUCUUGGCUCCACGGCCUUCCAUACAUCAUUAAAAUACCCUAUGCAGCUGAUAGAUGAACUAUCCAUGAUUUACACGACUUGUCUGAUGGUCUUUGCCACGUUUUCAUUUUCAAAAUCACCGCAGUUCGCUGUCUUCUUGGGCAGUGGCCUUGCUCUCCUGGCAGGGUUCAUUACGUAUUAUUACCACCUUACAAAGGAUCCUGUGUUCCAUCAAGUCUGUUAUGCAGCGCUUACAGCAACGGUUGUCCUGCGGAGUUUGUACGUGAUGGAGACCCAGCUACGCCCGGUCCUAGCCAAGAGAAACCAGGCUAAGGCUCAUGGAAUUCUUGAGACUAUGUGGAUCAUGGUUGGUACGGGUCUCGGCGUAUUUCUCAUGGGCUUUCUCAUUUGGAACCUGGACAACGCUUUCUGCAGCCAGAUUCGAGGCUGGCGGCGACAGCUUGGGCUGCCCUGGGGUGCCGUGCUUGAGGGUCACGCCUGGUGGCACCUGAUGACAGGAAUCGCAUACUACUACAUUACCUGGGGGAUUUGGCUCCGUAGAUGUCUUGAGGGCCGCGAGGAUGAGUACAAGCUUGUUUGGCCCAGGUUGCUAUCGUCGAUACCACUCGUCGUCAGGAGCAAGAAGGCUGAAUGA
This is a messenger RNA of Colletotrichum graminicola M1.001, 891 nucleotides long. Its product is annotated as alkaline phytoceramidase. The record is from RefSeq and is a predicted model, not a curated record. Lineage: Eukaryota; Fungi; Ascomycota; Sordariomycetes; Glomerellales; Glomerellaceae. Gene Ontology annotation, biological process: ceramide catabolic process; ceramide biosynthetic process. Gene Ontology annotation, cellular component: endoplasmic reticulum membrane. The coding region runs from base 1 to 891 and encodes 296 amino acids. The transcript has 7 exons.